CGAAUUUGCUUCCUCUGGCAACAAUGAUCUUUGCCCUGUGCACCAACGACACGGUCUUGAAGGUCGAGCAGUGCGACUACGACUUUCUCUGCGCCAACACGACGGCGUUCCUCAACGUAGACGGCACCACCGCAGUCUUUAGCUACGCAGACUCGGACGGCGACUUGGUCACGAUCAAAACCCAAGCCGAUGUCGACGAAGCCAUUGCGUAUAUGAAAGAUACUGGCUUGGACACCCUUCGCAUCAACGUGGGCUUACCCGCCACGACAACUACUCCGGCCAGUGUACCCGCUACUGUCGAAGUGCCUAUCCCCCCUGUUUUCAUCGAGGUUCCUGUUGUCACCCCAUCCCCACCUGUGACCCCACCUACCAUCCAUUCCCGUCGAGUAUGUGAUGGAUGCAACAUGUACCCGAUUGUCGGUACGCGUUACCGUUCCACGCGCAACCCCGGGCUCGACUUUUGCCCGUCGUGCGUUGCGCAUACAAAGUGGCAGCGUCAUGCUCCCUUUGAAGCGAUCGACAAGGAACUCGUGACCCACGACUCUGUGACGUGCGACGGCUGCCACAUGAGCCCCUUGGAAGGCGUGCGCUACAAGUCUGCGGUGGUGGACGAUUUCGACCUGUGUGCGGCCUGCGAAGCCUCGGGCAAGUGGGCGGUCACGCACGAGCCAUUCCUCAAGAUCACACACCCCCGUAAGUCGAUUCGUCCGGACAAUGUCCACGACGGCGUGGUAUGCGACGGAUGCAACGUCCACCCGAUUGUCGGUGCCCGCUUCAAGUCGGCGGUGGUCAAGAACUUUGAUUUGUGCGAAACGUGCGAGCGCUCGGGCAAGUGGAACACCAGCCACGGCCCGUUGCUUAAGAUUUACACGCGUCAACAAGCCCCCGCCGCGUUGUAUGUGGCCAUGGCCGACGACGAACAUGUGCUGUCGCAGGCUGAGUUUACAGCCCAGGCCCAGCAGCAACAUGGCCAUCACCCGCACCACCACCAUCCCCACCACCCGCACCACCACCAUCCCCACCACCCGCACCACCAUCCACAUCACCACCCGCACCACCAUCAUGGUGGCCAUCACCACGGGAAGCAAGGCAACAUGGGCGAUGCAUGGAAGUUGAAGCGCGAGUUCUGGAAGCAGCACUGCCACGAGCAGAAGACCCAGUGGAAGGAGCAAUGCAAGGAACAAAAGGCCCAAUGGAAGCAAGAGAAGAGGCAAUGGAAGCGCCAGGGCCGCCAUGCCGCCGAAGGCAACCCGGCGCCGGCCCCGCCUUCGUUGGGCGAGAUGAUGGACCACAUCAAAGCGCAAAUGAAGGAGCACUUUACCCCGGCCAAAGUGGCCGAAGUCCAAGACACGCUGAAGGCGCAUUUGCCAGUGGAGGUGUUUGAGGCGUUCAAGGCCGGCUCGGACGAGUGGCUAAAGUCGGUGGCGACGGACAGCCCCGUGUACAAGGCGGAGUUUGUCGCUGACUUAACAUUGCCCGACGGCACGGUGUGCUACCCCGGCGAGUUGCUGACGAAGCGAUGGCAUUUGCGUAAUAGCGGGGACGUGGCGUGGCCCGAGGGAUGCGUGGUGACGUUUGAAGGCGGCACUGAGAUGGCUGUUGAGGGGGCUGGUGUGACGCUUCCCCAGGUAACGCCUGGCCUGGACUGCGUGGUGGAGAUGUCGUUGGUAGCUCCCCGGGCGGGGGGUCGCCACGCUAGCCACUUUCGCUUGAGUACUGGCAAUGGCGCCCGAUUCGGCGAAAAGUUCUGGAUUGACGUGGUGGUGGACGCCAAAAAGGCGCAAGUGGCCGACGACAACAUGGUGGUGAAUGCGAUUCCCUUGGCCACGCUUGUCUUGCGCGACGAAGAUGACAAGGCGCGAGUUGAAGCGACGGGGCUGGUGGAAGUCCCGGACGAAGAGGAGGAAGAGCUCACGAAGGAUGAGGACGAAACAGCGUCGGAAGCGUCGGACGACUUUGUGGCUGUGACGAGCCCGGCGGACGAAGACGCGCUGGAAGCGGAGGCGGACAAGUUGAUGGAGGAGGAGCAGCACGAGUUUGCCACGGAGCUGGGCGUGUUGGUGGCCAUGGGUUUUGAAAAGGAUGACGAAACCCUGCGUGGGUUGCUGACGCAGUUUGAAGGCAACUUGGAAAAGGUGGUGGAGCAAUUGCUGCAGUAACUUCGGAGAUGGUGGUUUCUGUUAUAUUUCUGAAUAAUAAUAUACUUUGAAUCGAAA
Aphanomyces astaci is the source of this 2216-nucleotide messenger RNA. RefSeq lists its product as hypothetical. The transcript has a single exon. The record is from RefSeq and is a predicted model, not a curated record. Gene Ontology annotation, molecular function: protein binding; zinc ion binding. NCBI's taxonomy places the organism in Eukaryota, Oomycota, Saprolegniomycetes, Saprolegniales, Verrucalvaceae. Bases 24 to 2159 code for a protein of 711 amino acids.